Molecule: messenger RNA, 1341 nt
Organism: Prunus armeniaca (apricot)
Lineage: Eukaryota; Viridiplantae; Streptophyta; Magnoliopsida; Rosales; Rosaceae
Source: the annotation of a GenBank genome assembly
AUGGGCUGGAACCACCCACACAUCUCCUUGGAGCAACUCUUGAAUCUGAUCAAAGGGUUUGUAGAUAUACUGCUUCUGCUUUCUGGGUAUCAAUCCUCUGGUCGCCUUGCCCACUGGGACUCCCACAACAUCAAAAAAGCCUUCCAAUGGGGCCUCUUCUUUGAGAAGGUCCUUGGAAGUUUUGGCUGCUCAGAUGAUUAUGGGGGCUCUAUGGAGGAGCUUGAUGCAGCUCUAUCUGAAAUGAUAUCUGUUGCUUCUCUUCCUAAGGGGCUUGCACAUCUUUCAUCUGCUAAUCUUACUACUGCACGGCACUUUGUAUUAGACCAUCUCAUUCAUACCUUACCGUUGAGGGGUGCACAUCUCAGAGCUUUGCUGAUGGCAACUGUAGAGAUGGAUCUUGAAGGGCUAUCAGAAACUGAGCAUGAUUUUCUGAAUGCAUACUUCAACAAGUUGAAGUUGCAGAAUACAUCGCUUCACCGAAGCAUUGCAUCAGCUACAAAGAUUGAAAAUUGCGCUGGUGAUGGUUUCACCAAGUAUGUGGUGCAAGAGCUCUUGAAGCGGUGCUCUAAAGUUUCUUUAAUGUCAUCGGUUGAGGCAGGCUUAGAUGUUCUUUCUCAUAGUAUCAGACAUAGCAGUUGGAGCGAGUUUGAUGAUAAUUUGUUAAAAGAACAACUAAAGCGUGAAAAUGCUCCAGACAUUGUAGAGUGGUUGGUUGGUUCUCUGACAUGGAAUCGCUGGAAAUCAAAGAAUAUCUCCUAUUUUCUUGAUAAGAGAACUAUUCAAUUGGUCUCCGGUGCCAGCAUGAUAUUUUCUGCCCCUAAGAUUCAGUGGGUACAAAUAUUUGGACGGCUGAAUUUGAAUGUUUCAGCAGGAAGCAGUGAUGAUGGUCUGCGCGAAACAAUUGAGCUCUUGUUAGUAGGAUGCAUUACAAGCAGAUGGACUUCUCUAAUCGAAUAUAUGGUGUCAGUUUGUUAUGAUUGCAAAAAUAUUUCGGAGCAAUAUCAUGAAGUGUGCAACUUACUUUAUGGAAGAUCUACAGCUCCUAUAUCUAAACAGGAAGCAGAAAGUAACAUUCUUGAAUAUUUGAGUGGACUUCUGGGAACUCAGCUGCAUCAGUUGUGGAAAAUGUCCCCAUCCCUUGUAGCUGUUGCAAUUCCAUCCCGGUCACCCUUGUUUAGACUUUAUUUGAGCGAAAUUCAGAUUCAGUUUAGAGGAGAUUUUUCAACAAUGAGAUGCUGUGGCUGUGCUCAUGAUAUGAAGGAGCAUAAUGACUGUGAGCUUGCUGAGAGAAUUUGGUGCCUUUACAUUUUUCAUGUUUGUGGCUCCCACCUGUUUGUCUGA